AUGAUCAGACCUCGCCCUCUUGUGCAGCUCCACCUGCAAGUGAUCCCAUCCCUAGUUAGCGCUCGGACCAGCCCAAAACCUUACGUCGUGCCAGUGAUUCCUACCCCAGACCUAGUGUCAUCACGUCUAAAAAGAGUGUGGAACUCAUUUGCUGUAAUUCCAUCGCCAGCAGACUCAAGGUUCUUCAUCAAUUCUUUUUGUUCCUGCGCAGCAAGUUCAUACCUCGACGAGGGUACUGGCAGGUUCCUACAGACGAUCGGUGAUAAUGCGCAUCUUGCUUUCCAACAAGUGUUAUCGGUGGUCUUAUCCCUCCAUGAGUACACCGCCGCCUCCGUGUAUGCCCCUCUUCCACCCUCCUCGGCACACAGGCAGCACGGAUAUAGAAAGUCAUGUUCUUCACGGUACUUCUUGAAGUUCGACGGUAGCACCUUCUUUCCCUCGUCAUCGUUGGGCCUGCAUUUGUGGGCCAUGUCAACGCUUAAAUGUGCUGGUUCAGCUUUUUCUGCCGCCGUCAAGUGCGCCAGCCCUGGUCUAUGCUGCCAGGAUUCUGCCCUGUGGGAAUAUAGCCAUGUUCGUUGUUGGAUGAAAUUGCUUCCCAUGGAUCAGACCGAUUCAUCUGGGAGACGUUUCAAAUGCACUUGCACACCAAAAGACUUCCUAGGAGCUGCAAAACGGUCCCGGCUGGAGGUCAAGAAUGCUCCCAUUAGCAUGGCGCUUUCGAGUACGGAGCUCCGCUGCCCGCAAUCCUCGUCCGUGUCUUCCGAUCAGGUUCACAAGUCGUUCAGCGAGGAGUCUCCCAGCACUUAUCCAGCUCCGUCGGUAGCGCACCCCCCCCAGGAUGUGUCAUAUGGAGGUUCUUCUUUACAUGACGAUCUGCCCGUCCCAGUACCCAAUGCCAAUCUUGGCACAGCGUCUAUGGAGAUAGAUGAAGGCUCAUCCCUGGCCCAGCGCAGAACCAAACUGUUGGUGUUCGCAUGCCGCAGCGCUUUAGACAGUAUGAAGAUAUACUUCCGCAGCCUCCUCCAAGCGCUCCAAGCCAUGCUGCUCAACAACUGA
Messenger RNA from Suillus clintonianus, 1056 nucleotides. RefSeq lists its product as uncharacterized. Lineage: Eukaryota; Fungi; Basidiomycota; Agaricomycetes; Boletales; Suillaceae. The coding region runs from base 1 to 1056 and encodes 351 amino acids. The transcript has 8 exons. The record is from RefSeq and is a predicted model, not a curated record.